Molecule: messenger RNA, 7959 nt
Organism: Formica exsecta
Lineage: Eukaryota; Metazoa; Arthropoda; Insecta; Hymenoptera; Formicidae
Gene: Mitf
Product: microphthalmia-associated transcription factor
Exons: 7
Coding region: 621-2195 (524 amino acids)
Biological process (GO): regulation of transcription by RNA polymerase II
Cellular component (GO): nucleus
Molecular function (GO): RNA polymerase II cis-regulatory region sequence-specific DNA binding; DNA-binding transcription factor activity, RNA polymerase II-specific; protein dimerization activity
Source: RefSeq, a predicted model, not a curated record
CGGACGGUCGGUCCGCGUAGUAUCGAUACACACGCGCGUCACGCUCGUCUCGUCGCGUCGUCAGUCCUCUCGUUCGUGCGUUUCUUCUCGCGAAACGUCGCCGCGUUGUCGCUGCUCGUCGUCGUCGUCGUCGCCAGUGCUGAGAUAAAUCUCGAGGAACGCGCGCGAAGGUGGCGAUGGAACGCGCGUCGCAACCGAGAAGGAACGUCACGGAGCCGCGCACGCGUGCACGCGCGAACGCCAACAAGUCGCGCGAAAACUCUUGACACUUCCGCAAAAUGGGAGUCUCCUCGCGGUGCUCGUGAUCCAUCAGAGACGCGCCGUGACGAUCCAUCUCCCAUAAUUCCCUUCCCCCUUUCCCGUAAAAAGUCUAUCUCCCCAGUAAUCCCAUCGAUUCCUCCCGUGAGAGAGAGAAAGAGAGAGAGAGAGAGAGAGAGCAUCGUUUCUUGCAUUCCUCUCUCCGUGUACAUUCGUUAUCCCUCUUCACGCGUGUUCCUCGUUAUCGCUAUCUUUCGCGACGCAUCGCGUCCCGCCAGCUCUAAAGUUUCGAACGCGCGCGUUCGGCCCGGUCCGCCGUGAUUCGUCGCGCGCACGGCAGCGCGCGGCACAUUCGAAGCUCCAUGAUGAUGGACGAGUCCGGAGUCGACAUGGGUUUCGACCUGACGACCGCGCUCGGCAUCGCCGACACGGCCGCCCACCAUGCCAUCGUCGGAGAUUACGACGACGAAUUCGAGCAGGCCCUGUCCCUCUUGUCGACGUCCACCAAGGAAUUGAUGUACUACGAGCUGAAAAGCCGCGCGCCCGAUACCGGCAGUCCACCGACUUUCAAAACAGCUACGCCGACAUCACGCACGCAAUUAAAGCUGCAACUGAUGCGGGAGCAGCUGCAGGAGCAGGAGAGACGACAAGCGGAAUUCCGGCAGAGCUUGCAGCAGCAGAGGCCAGCUGCCGCACCGCCUAGACCGGUGCCACCUACCUCGUUGCCCACUAUCGGCGUCGAUGUGCCACCGCAAGUAUUACAAGUGCGCACGCUGCUGGAGAAUCCGACGCGUUAUCACGUGGUGCAGAAGCAGAAGAACCAGGUGCGCCAGUACCUGCACGAGUCGUUUCGCGGAGGCGAGGGCGGCGGCGGCAAUGCGGUCCUCGGCGGCAGCGCCGAUAGCGAGGGUGGCUGCAGGACGCCGGUCGACGCCGGGCCACCGCCCGUCCCGAUGGUGGUGCAAAGUGCACCGCCCGGCCCGCAGCUGCAUCACCCGAAGCCGCAGCAUCCUCAUCUCGCCUCGUACCCGCAUGCCCCCGCGCUGCUGCCGCAUCACCCCGGUAAACCCACGGUGGUCUCGGUGAGCCCGGACCCCGCCACCACCGGCACCAUGUCCCCGGGUUUGUCCAGCGUAGCUACCAGCAACUCUGAGGCUGAGGACCUCCUGGACGACAUACUGUCGUUCGAGGCUGGCUCCUUGGGUGAUGGAUUGAAGGACGGCCAAGCCGGAAGUCUCACGAAUAUACCGGAGCUUCAAAUUAAGCCAGAACCUCUCUUGCUUACGGAAGCGGAAAUCCACGCCCUUGCCAAAGAUCGGCAGAAGAAGGACAAUCACAAUAUGAUCGAGCGACGGCGGCGCUUCAACAUCAACGACAGGAUCAAGGAGCUCGGCACCCUCCUGCCCAAGACCAAUGACCCAUAUUACGAGAUUGUCAGGGAUGUCAGGCCGAACAAGGGUACGAUCCUCAAGUCUUCGGUGGAGUACAUAAAGUUGUUGAAGAACGAGCUCACGAGGAUGAAACAGAGCGAGCUCAGGCACAAGCAACUCGAACACCAGAAUCGACGGUUGCAACUGCGCGUGCAGGAGCUCGAAUUGCAAGCGAAGGCACACGGACUUCCGGUUUCCGACUUCACCUGGGCGUCUACCUCUGCCAUGCUCAACAGCUUCCCGAGGAGUAAGCUCGAGCAACGAAAGAUACCGGAUCUGGCGGUGACGGAGGAGGCGAGCCUGAGCAUGUCGCAGCUCGAGGAUCUCAUGGAGGACGACACUGGCGGUCCCGUUCACGGCGGCGACCCGAUGCUGUCGUCCCCGCAUCUGCCACCGUUGAGCCCACCUGCGGCCGCCUGUCACCACGGUUUAACCGACGAGGACACCCUCGGCAGUCUGGCGGUGACCACGUCGAAUUCCUCGUCCGACAUGGACAUUGUCGCGUAGCGUCCAAAACCACCGUCGUCCGUCGGCUUCGCGCGCGAUCGAAGUCGACUCCCGAAACUUCCAUCGUCGCGGAAUUUCCUGAUCGGCUUUUGACCGAGAUUAUUGAUUUAGGCUUGAGAGUGAAAGAGAGAAAGAGAGAGAGAGAGAGAGAGAGAGAGAGAGAAUGAAAGAAAAAAUCGGAACGCUAUUUUGGCGCGAAACGAAAGCGGAGAGCUGCUGCGACAUCGUAUAUCUUCAUCGUGGAAGAACAGGAAGGAAAUUCGUGCGACAUCAAUUGGAUUUUAUUGGAGCGACCGCGCGCGCUGAUGCGGAUUUAUUUAAAACUAGUCAUCGACUCGAGAGAAACUUACUUUGGAGGAUUGGCAAAAGAAACAAAGAGGUAUACGCAUACGCGGAUUAGAUGUUGCUUGCCACAGAGAAGAUUAAAGGAGAUUGUUUCGAAUAUUUCACAAUCGAGCAAAUGAUCAUGUUUGUACUGGAAAAACAGUCGUCGUUGAAGAAGAAAUACCGACAUUCUCUGAAACGAAAUUCCGAUUACUUGAUUAAAUAUAAAUCAAGAUAAUUAUAUAUUGACGAACUCCUUCUAGAAAAUUGAAAGACACAAUUAAAUACAUUCAUCGGACUUCACAGAUACUGCCAAUUAUCUUAGCAAUAAUUUUCACAAUGAUGAAGAAUAUAUCCAGCGAUUACUGUUGCAACAUCCUUACUUCUUAUCUAAUAUGUCAUUAAUGAGCGCUGUCGAAGACCCUUUCAACCUGGGAAAUCAUCAAGAAGAUCAUGAAAAAAAUUACCUUGACAAGGACGUGUCAAAUUCGCAUUACGCGUCCUUGAAGAUCCAGUACGCGGAUCAGAUGGAAGUUUUUCGGGUCGAUGACGAGAACCUCAAGAGGCAAUCGGGCGUUUUCAAGCUGUCCGGGAUCUUUCCAAGUGGCGGUGAAAGUCGUUAUCGCCGGGCGACGGAGGAGGAGUUCAGGGUCGUUCCAAUUGCGAAGAACGGAGGGCUCGUUGUCACGAUUCUACGAACGGCUGGCCGUUACACCGAUAGAAUGCGUGACGUUUUACGUGCGUUGUAUGUUAUGUCAGUGCACCCGAAGGACGCGCUUUUGUCGCGAUUGAGACGAGCCUAAACGUUCGCUAUCAUUAAUCGAGGACGAUAUGUCGUCACGAUGCGCAUCAGUGAUGCGUCUUGUAUUGCUGGACGAUUUCAGGAUCUUUGACGAAGAACGAGAACGUCAAAAGUGCUAAUUAUAUAUAGUUUGUUAUGAUAUUACUUAAUCACCGAGAAAUUAUUUUCGUAGAUUGCGAGAUGUGCCGAGAAAAGAUGGUCUCCAAGAGAGAUGAGGAAGGGGAAAUAUUUUUAAUAAAAGAUUUUCUCCCGGGAUAUAUAUCUUUUCUAUAAGAGAUAUAUAAUCGCAAAAAUAAAAGAGAAUAUUGGGAUAAAAACAAAAUGUUGCAAUAACAAAAAAUUAACUGAAGAGAGAGAAGAAUCGGAUCAAUUUCAGUAUAUUAAAAGAGAUUUGCAAUUUCAAUCUUCAAUUUGUUAAAUAUAAUAACUUAAUAUACGAAUCGAGUGCCUUUAUAUAAAAAGAAUCGAAAAAACAUAUUUUCGAAAAUACACCCUUCGAUUUUAGUAUUAGAGUUCGUAUAUGUAGUACCACACAAUCAGGAAUUUCUUAUCUUAGAAAUACACAAUGUAAAAGUUUUAAACAGUUUUAUUAACAGUUUCUAAAAUCAUCUGCAUAGCAAAAAAUUUUUAAUCUUUGUAAAAAUUAGUGAUUAUCUUUAAAAUUAUGGCCUUUCGAGGAUUAUGAAAUUCUCUGUGUUUUAUAAAAUUAUAUUAUUUUGCUACUAUUUUUAUCUCAAUCGACAUUUUUUCCAAAGAUACGAUGAUAGAAAAUACAAAUAUCAGAGAAUUAUAUCAAAUACAAAGUACUAGUAUACCAAAACAAUUUUUGAUAAAAUUCGAUCGCGUCAGUAAGAUAAAGGGCUUCAUACGUACACGUAAGAGACCCGUAUUCAACUGGUUAUUUGCGAAAAGGCUCACGCAAUCUGCCAUUAAUUGUCUAUCGUACGCGACAAAGGCGCCCGACAUUGACGUCGAUAUCGGGGCGAUAUCGCGCCCGAUACCCCGAGAACAGGCUCGUAGCGGAUGAGCGAGUACUAUACUCAAGUUCGUUAUAAAGUUUGCUAAUAGUUAUUGUCCUCUCGGCAGCGUGCACGUCGUGGCCUGCCUCGUGUGUCGCUCGCAGCGAGCAUACGGUGGCUCUUGUGCUCGACGGUCCUUGAUUUCAUCGCUUACCUUGCGUUCGCCGGGUAUAACCCACAUUGCCCGAGUCGCCACGUCGCCUCGAGCAAGGAUCGAUGAUUAUUUGACCGGAGAAUCACCGUCGAUAAAUCAUUGCUGCUCGAUAGCAAGGGCAGUAAUUAAAGUAUCGCCUACUUUUCAGGAGAGAACGAGAAGAAAUUUCAAUAUUCAUUAUAAAACGGAAUAUUGGGAGAAGGAUAAGAGAUAUUAUUUUAAAUACAUAAGUCGAAAUAUUAUUAAAUAUCAGGCAAGCUUUUACAAUGACGAUUAAUUGGAUUUUUACAAUAAAAUGAAAAUAAGAUUCUUUUACCAGUUAGUCGAUCAGCGCAAUUUUGAUAAUUUUGAAAUUAAAUAUAAUUUCUUUUUAAUCAAAAAGACACAAAAGAGAAACAAAGACUAUGAGGAUAUUCUUUAGGACUGUUCUUUCGCUUUCUUCUACGAGUGUAUUUUCUAUGUAAUUUCCUGAUUAAAUGUUUCUAUAGCUUUGAGCAAUGUUAGGGAAAUAAUAACGGUCUAGAAUAUGUAAACACUAUCACUUCCUAUCCAAAUACACACGGUUAAAUCACAAGCGAUCACGGAUAAUGGACACUUCUUAUUAUUUGAAGAGAUUAGUGGGAAAAAAAAUUUUUUUAAAGUUAUUUUUCAAAAAUCUGGUAAAUAUUAAUUUUCUUUCUACUCUGUACAAAUAUCUCAAAUGAGUAAUAUAUUUAAUACAUUUUAAUUAUGGUAUAAUUGAUAUGAUAUGAUGAUAUAUGAUAUUGUAAAUAUCAAUAUUAUAUUUGAUAUCUCAAUCACGCAGUAUGUAGCUGACGCAUUUUUCUUACGAUAGGGAUAAGGUUAUUUCCUAUCUUAUUUAUCUACUUUGAUUACAUAGAAAGUGAUAGAGUUAGACAUUCCAGACGUGGACUAUAGGCAGAAGACCAACAUACUGCCCUCGAGUGUGUUCUUAUCGCAUCAUUAGUUCUUAAAUAAAUAGAGAACUCUCUUUUGUGAAGAAAUACAUUCUCCGUAGUUCAUAGUCUAGAAAAACGCUCGUAAAGAGAAGCGUUCGAAACUUUUUGAUAAACGAAACGGCGUCUCAUGGAUUCAAUGGUGCCAGUUUAAAUCAAGAUAAAUAAAAGAUUGAUCUUCCCCCCUUGAGAUGAAAAAUAUUUUGUUAUAUGUAUACAUAUCGCGAGAAUAUACUAUAUUAUAACUUUCCUCGUUUUUCUCUGAAUUAGUUUAUAUAUAAGUCAAUUCCUCGAUAAAAAUGACAUUUAUAAAAUAUAUUCGACACAUCGAAACCGGGACAAUCAAUGUCGUUCCGUGACUCUGUUUCUAAAAGAUAAAAGACUAAACUUUUCACAUCAUAUACAACAGAAAAACAAUAAUAUAUACACAACAAUAAUAUAUACACAACAGACGCUCAUGUACAAAUUAUCCUUAUGAUUUUGAGUCGCGGAACGACUUAGUUUGUUCUGGCUCCAAGAUGGUCGAUGUGUAAGGUACCUAUAGAAGAGAAUGUUUUUGUAUCCAAUACGCGGUACCCACACUAGCGCAGGUCGCAAGUUUUUAGUGUACGAUCUGUAACUCAUCUCGAGGACACUUCUUCGUCAGCACAUACUCCAGGUAUAUAUACCUUCUUACGAGAUCUAUGUAAACGAACUACAGAACAGGUCGGAAACGCGCGCGCGUUGUCGUGCGCGAUAUUCUCGUUUCUCGCAAGCGUGACUGAACAAACGAGCAAAACGUUGCAAAAGCAACGGCAACAACAGCAGUUGUUGCUCGCGGAGACUGCGAUGCCCUGAGGCUGAUACGUCCAUUAACAAAUCAUUCCGUUCGCGAUAUAUGAAUUUAUUGCGCAACGCAAUGUUGUCGCGCGCAAAUACAAACGACCGUUGUAGCGAGUAAUUUUAUGUUAACGUUGCCAACGUACGCUCUUGUUGAUUAAUUGAUGUUUAAUUUUAGCUGCGAGAAAAGCUCGGCAAACAUCAAAGAUGCAACGUACGCGCGCGCAUGAGAAAGCGAGAGAGAGAGAGAGAGGGAGAGGAAAGGUUUUGUAAGAAAUAUAUUUAAAAAAAACCUUUGAAAAAAAAUUCUUUCUCUCUUGCGUUUUCAAGCUGUAAAAGUUAAUUAGGGAAUUUCAUAUAGAGCGCCUCGGUUAUUUUUAACGCUUUAUCAUUUACGAAUUCUUUUGUAAUUUUCCAGUCAAUUUUUCUUCGAACGAAAAUUUGAUCAAACGCUAUUCUUGUCGCAUAUUCUUUCAAUAUCUUACAUUAAGAAAUUAAAUAAAGAAUAAGGUUCCAGUUUUUAUUUGCAGUUUCAAAAGAUAAUCUUUACACAAGGACGCUUUUCUUUUUCAUUAUUUACAAUUGGAUAAAUUAUUAAUGGCUUGAUUUUUGUUCAGGAAAAGUAGACUCCAAAUUGAUCAAAGAAUAGUCUGUCCGCAAAUGUAGAGAGACCCCGUUUCUCCGAGACAUCCUAUAUUUAUGCCUCAAAAUUAGGUGCAAAGUCGACGAGCAAAAGAAAUUUCGUGCUUUGAGUGAUUAUCAAAGUUCGUCGAAUGUUCUUUCGCGAAAUCGGACCAACUCGCAAUUCCGUGCACGAGCCGCGCGAUACUGAAUAUGUAACGAUUCGACGACACGGUGCAUUCGGGUGCCUCGGGUCGAAAUAAUGGGGAGAGAUGAGAGGGAGGGACUCUCUCCCCCGCUGUCGGUGCUGUGUAACCACCGGGGGAAAAUAAAUAAUCCGAGUACACGGUGUGCGCCUAAGGUAAAUACCGAUUCCGGUGGCUCGCGAAAAACUUUCUUGUGGGGGACGACGUUUCUGUUAAAAAAGGGGGCUUGUUAGGACUUUUGGCGAGAACGUGACUGUGCUCGCGAGUUUGACCCGAGAUUUGGUGCGAAAUUUCACGCAUGCAAAAUAUUCGCUUCGUGCAAACGUGAGGAUGGUUGUCGUCAAAUUCGUUUAUUUUUUCAAUUAGCUAGAAAUUAGAAAGAUAAAAAAUGUGUGUGUGCACAAUUCACUUUUCGUUUUGAUUAAGUAUUCGGCGUUUAAGUUCGAUAAUUGAUCGAUGGCAAAUAAUAUCGCAAAAAUUUAAUUAACAUUGUUUCUUCAUUGAUAUCGAAGCGGCGCGAUGACGUCGAAAGUUGCAAAUUUUUCCGACUCAAAACGCCAAGGGCAAUUGCCAUCGUGAAUGCAUAACGAAAGUUAAGUAUGCAAUAAUGAUUAGCAGACAUAACUGGUUUGCCAGCGAACCUCGAAAUAGGUCAUACCCCGAGGGUACGCCAUUUAUAGAGUGCUGCCUACCUUUAAACCCAGAACGAAACUAAUUUCUGUCAGAACGAAAUUUCACGACGAUGUGCAAUAGCGCGUUGCGGAAGACGUAUUGGAAAUUUAUCGGAACACAGCUAUAACACUUGUUUCCGACUGUAACAUUCCCUUGACGCAUAUUGAUGUCGCAAGAAUAAUUUUCAAAUC